AUGGCGGCGAUGGAAGUCAGGCUGCCCGUGGGUCGCCAGCGGCUGGCGCAGAGCUUGCCCGGGGGGGCAGGAGAGGGCGGCCGCGACCUGGUGGCCCCGGGGGACACGAUCACCACGGACCCCGGAUACAUGAGGGGUCAUGGGACUUACCUGGGUGAUGAGAAACUUAUUGCAUCCGUGGCGGGUGUCGUGGACAGGGUCAACAAGCUGGUCUGCGUGAAAGCUCUGAAAACGAGGUAUAAUGGUGAAGUGGGCGACAUCGUGGUUGGGCGCGUCACAGAGGUGCAGCAGAAGCGAUGGAAAGUCGAGACCAACUCCAGGCUGGAUUCCGUCUUGCUUCUUUCUUCUAUGAAUCUUCCAGGAGGGGAACUGAGGCGAAGAUCCGCCGAGGACGAGCUGGCCAUGAGGGAUUACCUGCAGGAAGGAGACCUCAUCAGUGCAGAGGUCCAGGCCGUCUUCUCUGAUGGGGCAGUAUCGUUGCACACCCGGAGUCUGAAAUACGGAAAGCUUGGCCAAGGAGUGCUAGUCCAGGUUUCUCCAUCCCUCGUGAAACGGCAGAAGACUCACUUCCACGACUUGCCUUGCGGGGCUUCUGUUAUCCUGGGCAACAACGGGUUCAUCUGGAUCUACCCAACACCUGAACAGAAGGAUGAAGAGGCCGGUGGGUUCAUCACCAACCUGGAGCCUGUGCCCCUUCCUGAUCGCGAAGUGAUCUCUCGUCUCCGGAACUGCAUUGUGGCUCUGGUGACGCAAAAACUGAUGCUCUACGAUACCAGCAUCCUGUACUGCUACGAAGCUUCUCUUCCUCGCCAGAUCAAAGACCUUCUCAGACCGGAGGUGAUGGAGGAGAUAGUGUUGGAGACUCGGCAGAGACUACUAGAACUAGAGGGAUGAUUAUGGAGAAGAGUGGUGAGGACUUGUCAAGGCAGUAUUGCGUCCUGCUUUUCAUUCAACGAUCAAGCCUCCUCAAGUUUCUUUUUGGUAUGGAAUUUCUUAGACGUUCCAUACCAAAAAGAAAAGUAGAAGGAACCUUGGAAGGAAUGGGAGCUUUGGGACGUCUUUUUACCAAGAACAGCGAAAAACAGAGAGGCACCUGCCUUAAUCAGCAGCUACUGUCUUGGCGAGGCACAGAAUGUGCCUGCAACAUGGCAUUCUUUCCUGAAAAUGUUACAGGGGAAAUUCCCAGGACUUGGAGAGGAUCAGGAGGAAAGAAAAUGCUGUUCUCAUGCUCAAUGAUUCACUUUGUUAUAGAUAUCUGUGUACAUUCCUGCAUUUCAGUUACAGUUCCCCAAAGCCCAACCUGAGCCUUUGCUGCGAAGGCGGCCAACAACCAAAACGCAAACUGGAUUUGGGCUUUUGAUAAUGGUUGAGGAUCCGUUUACACAGCAGAGGGGGUUACCAAGGGCAAAUUAGACGUUAUAAGAAAUUGGAGCCUGCUGCUGAAAAUGGCAGCUACAAGAUCCCCCCCUUUUCCCUCCCAUAACGUGGAGUAUAACUCCUCUGCCCUACAUCCUGUCAUUAUCAUUCUGUAUCUUCCUGUGCAUCGUUGGCUGGCGUUGGUGAGGGAGCGCUCGGCAUAAUGACUUCAGGACGUGAGGUAGGUGGUUAUACACACGUAGGGUGUUGUGGAACCUCACACAGAGCUGCUGGUUUGAGCAGCACCUUCGUUGUUAUAACACGAGGGUGGGCAACCUCCAGGGGCUAAUUACCCCACCCCCCUGGGCUGAAUUUGCUGCUGAGUUUUGGCAGCAGAUUCAACCACAGCAGGAUAGCGGAGGCUGGAAAGUAGACCAGGAUGGCUGUGUUCGCUCCGUGUGUUGCCCACCCCUGUUAUAACACAUAGUUCUGACGAAAGACUUGCUGAAUAAAGGAAAGUCAAACUUGUAAUCGACCAGCUUGUCUGCGUGGUGCUGCCUUACCCGUAGAUAUCACCACCACCUUCGGAAACUCCAGGCAGAUCUGGAUACUGUACAGCCCGCAGUCUGUGUCUAGUGAUGCUACUUUGGCUGACCAGCACGGUUGUGAUGGCUCGUAGCUAUGGCAGAUGCCUCCAUGACAAGGCCGCUGAGCCAUGCAGUCUGUUUGGAAUACCCCAGGCUUGCUUGGGGUGUGCCGGGGUUCAGCUUCCUGUGCUGAUGCUGGAACGGGAAGGUCAAGUCAGCAGCAUACAGCCAGGUUUUGGGGCCUGUUCCAGCUUGCCAAGUUAUUUGGCCAACAGGCAGGGCCAUCGCACAGGAUUCCUCCUCGCCUCGUCCUAUUCGAAAGGCAGCUUCACCUCCUUGGUCUGUAACCAGUCGUGUCAAGAGCCCCUGUGAUAAUGUGAACUCCUGCAACUGUGGGGAACACUUAAUAUUUUUGUACUGGAGAUGUUUUUUUAAAAAAAAUCAAUAAAUGUUUCUGUUUAAAAAUAA
Elgaria multicarinata webbii is the source of this 2411-nucleotide messenger RNA. RefSeq names its product exosome component 2 (gene EXOSC2). Bases 1 to 894 code for a protein of 297 amino acids. Gene Ontology annotation, molecular function: RNA binding. The record is from RefSeq and is a predicted model, not a curated record. The transcript is spliced from 9 exons. Gene Ontology annotation, cellular component: nuclear exosome (RNase complex); cytoplasmic exosome (RNase complex). Gene Ontology annotation, biological process: CUT catabolic process; TRAMP-dependent tRNA surveillance pathway; U4 snRNA 3'-end processing. NCBI's taxonomy places the organism in Eukaryota, Metazoa, Chordata, Lepidosauria, Squamata, Anguidae.